CUGGAAACCCCCCGCUGGAUAAAAAGCGGCGCGCUGAACGGGGCUGCUGGAGCACACGGCCGCGCUGCACGGCAGCAUGUAGGCUGCGGGGUCCAGCGGAGCACAGCGGGUUUAAAUGGGCAAUCUGAUGGGCGGCCUGAGGUACAAGGAGCCGAGCACGGUGGAGGAGUGCGACUCGACAUGGGAGACGGACUCGGAGAGCGAGGAGCUGCAGCAGCAGGGAGCCGAGGAGGACAGCGGCGUCCUGGACAGCAUGAGUCCCGAAAUGACGGGCAAACACAGCGAGAGGACGGACAGCUUCCAGCAGUUUGAUGACACAGCUGAGUCGUCCACUAAGAUGAAAAGGAGCUUUUAUGCUGCCAAGGACCUGUACAAGUACCGCCAUAGUUAUCCGAAUUACAAAGAACCCCGGCAGCCGAACGAGUAUUGCAAUCUGAGGUUCUACCUGAAUAAGAUUCCUCUGGUUCCUGACGGAAUCUACAUUGAAGAGAUCCUUACCAAAUGGAAAGGAGACUAUGACAAGCUUGAGCACAAUCACACUUAUAUUCAAUGGCUCUUCCCACUCAGGGAGCAAGGUCUCAAUUUCUAUGCCCAGGAACUCACUCAGGAUGAGAUCAAGGAAUUCCUAAACACUAGAGAGGCUAAGCGACGCUUCUUGCUGGCAUACACCAUCAUGCUGGACUUCUUUGGGAUCAAACUCCUGGAUAAGAAUGGAAAUGUGGCCCGAGCUUCAAACUGGCAGGACCGCUUCCAGCACUUAAACGAGUCUCAGCACAACUACCUGCGGAUCACACGGAUCCUGAAGAGUCUUGGCGAGCUUGGCUUUGAGAGCUUUAAGUCCCCUCUAGUGCAUCUGCUGCUGCAGGAGGCUCUGGUGGAGGGCACGCUGCCCAACAUGCGCCACAGCGCACUGGAGUAUUUUGUGUACACAGUGCGGGCGCACAGCCAGAGACGCACACUUCUACGCUUCGCCCAACGCCACUACCAGCCCCCCGAGAACUUCAUCUGGGGACCCCCUAAGAGAAGGCGGUUACCAGGGGAGCAUCGGAGCACAAGCAAAGCUAGAUCUCCUAUUCAGGGAAGUCCAAACAGCCCCAGGGCAGAGAAGGGGGAGCCAGAGGGGAUUGAAGCAAGGGACUGGAAGACAACAAAGAUUGCCAGAACCAUUCCAGAGGGUCUGGGAUUGGUAGACACAGAGGAAUAUAUUGAAACUGUCCCACUAUAAGAACUGGGGAAUGGAGGACUCAGGGAACAAGCCUUAUAUAUACAUAUAUAUACAUAUAUAUAUAUAUA
Molecule: messenger RNA, 1293 nt
Organism: Astyanax mexicanus (Mexican tetra)
Lineage: Eukaryota; Metazoa; Chordata; Actinopteri; Characiformes; Acestrorhamphidae
Gene: ogfrl1
Product: opioid growth factor receptor-like 1
Exons: 7
Coding region: 116-1225 (369 amino acids)
Cellular component (GO): membrane
Molecular function (GO): opioid growth factor receptor activity
Source: RefSeq, a predicted model, not a curated record